AUGAGUUAUGACUGUUAUUCAACGGCACUGAGAGUCAACGAUAUAGACUAUGCAUGGUGGACUGACCGUCACGGAGACCCCCAGUAUUACUGGGUUGGGUCGCACGCAGCGGAACACGUUUGCAGCUGCGGCCUCAGCGACAACUGCAUCGACGACACUUACUCGUGCAAUUGCGAUGCAGAAGCCCCUCAGUGGGAAUUGGACGACGGAGCAAUUACCAACGGAACGGCGUUGCCCAUCACGCAGCUCCGAUUCGGCGGCCUUCAGUUCGACGCCCAGAAGGCGAAUCACACUUUGGGUAGACUGGUCUGCAGAGGCAAGGCUGCGUCUCCGGACAGCCCAGCAGAGUCCUGCUCGUCUCUUCGCAAAGCCGGACACACUCACUCAGGUUAUUACGUGAUCAACACCAAAGAAGGGCGCUUGGAUGUCGUCUUCUGCCGGAUGGAUCUUAGAGACACCGACGCGGAUUUCCAGCAGGAUACGGGUGCACGCAUCGCAGAGGAGAGUGUCUAUUUCAAUGUCUAUCGCACAAGUGAUUUGUCAAACCGGUCAUACAGUCGCGCGAAACAGGGUUGCAGACCAUUUGAUGCAACCAUCUUCAGUGUUGGUGUCCGCAUCGCUUGCACCUCCUCAACGUGA
Darwinula stevensoni is the source of this 639-nucleotide messenger RNA. The record is from the annotation of a GenBank genome assembly. NCBI's taxonomy places the organism in Eukaryota, Metazoa, Arthropoda, Ostracoda, Podocopida, Darwinulidae.